CUCUAGUGUAUAUGCACAUGCGCGUGCGUCAAGCGAAGGAGGUCAAUACAAACUAAUUUUCGAGUGCAUUCUCGUAACAUCAUUUUGUUGUGGCUGGCGUGUGUUCCGUUUAAAGGAUGUUCAACGUGUCACUUUCAUCACUGGUCGUCAAUUUGGACCUUGCUUUGCCACUGUUAGCCUCAAUGCCCAGCGAAAAUGCGGGAAACGCAAGGAUCGCGCGCUUGACCAAAACCAGCUGGCUUGACUCACUUGUUGCCUGGAGUAUUGUUGCGAGUGUGUUUGUGCCCGUUGUAGUGAGAAGCUUUACCAUCUGUAGUAUACCCGCCACGAUGACAGGUCACGGCAUGACACUGCAUCCAACCUCCUGAUCAUGUCCAAGAGCUCCUCUUACGGGCGAUCCUCUUCAUUGUACUUAGUUCUGGACACAGAUGUUCCACGGCUGGCAAUUCCUUCAAAAGUCAGCCAGAACUUCACAUUGCCCAUUCGUCGAAGUGACUCAGUGAAUAAUGGCACUAUGGAGGACUGCAUGCCAAGUACCGCUACACUCCAAUGCAUUGCAGGACCUGAUGAAGAGAACCUCCGGGUGUGGUCUCCGUGUGGCCUAUUCCCAGAGUUCUCGCAGCUUGUUCAACCCCUGCUGCACGGUGCCUCGAUGACAGUAGAAAAGCACAGGGCUCUCUCAUGCAGACUGCGUGACGAAAUCAUCCAGUUCCUGAACCAACACCAGCUGAUCCAGAACAAAAAUGCAUCGAUCAAGCGCUGGCAGUACUGCGCGCUUGGCCGGUCCUUGGCUACACGCUAUCCCAACAUGGCCUGGGAGCAUGCCAGGCCUGGUGUAAAGCUGCACUCCACACAGAAGAAUGCCUGGAGUGUCUUCACAAAACGCCUCAGCGCCUCCAGAAAGGUCCAGAACCGGAGAAUGAUAAAGAGGCUUCAGCAUUCAAGCAAUUCCUGGGCCACUACCGCUUUUUUGGGCCGAUAAAAAUCCCACGCAGGCAAGUGCUCAAAAGGCUUUCGGCUGUCGCACUGAUGGCAGUGAAGUCUCGAAAACAUUAUUGUAUGAUGAAGAUAACCAAAGCCUUCACCUCCCCUUUCCUCAUGUAAUAAAGAUGUCCUUGAAUGAUUUUCCCUUA
Dermacentor albipictus is the source of this 1133-nucleotide messenger RNA. RefSeq lists its product as uncharacterized. Lineage: Eukaryota; Metazoa; Arthropoda; Arachnida; Ixodida; Ixodidae. The record is from RefSeq and is a predicted model, not a curated record.